AUGAGGUGGAGGCUGUCAAUCGCGAUUUUUCUUAUAUUAACUAUAUCAUUAUGCGAAGCGGGAUUCUUUGAUUCGUUAGUUUCAAAGUUUACAGGAAAAGGAUCAUCAUCCUCUUCGUCAUCAUCAUCGAAUAAUAAUAAUAAUAAUAAUAAUAUUAAUAACAAUAGAAGAAAUCCACCUCCAGUGACCGAAGAAAAAGCCAGGAAAUACCUUCAAAGUUUCGGUUAUGUUCCGCCGUCGAACUCGAUGGGAGCUGGACGAGGUAUGGCCGCCGAUUUUGGAAGCGCCGAGUCGAUUUUUAAAUCGGCCAUCAAAAAGUUUCAAGAAUUCGCCGGAUUGGCGAAAACCGGAAUUCUCGACACCGCGACCAAGGCGAAAAUGGCUCUGGCUCGCUGCGGAGUCACUGAUGCUCCACAAGCGUUAACAGCAGGAAGUGCUUCGCAAUUCAAAUGGUCAAAGACGCGUCUCACCUACUCGAUAGAGAACUUCUCGCCCGAUCUUCCACGAGACAGUGUUCGCCGCGCAAUCGCCGAAGCGUACGGCCUCUGGGCAAAAGUGACACCGUUGACGUUCGAAGAAGUGCCGGCUGGCGGAAACGCCGACAUCAAAGUGCGAUUCGGUGCCAAUAAUCACAACGAUCCUUGGCCGUUCGACGGAAAAGGCGGCGUGUUGGCGCACGCGACGAUGCCCGAAAGCGGAAUGCUUCAUUUUGACGAAGACGAGAAUUGGGCUUACAUGGACACACAAAAGAUCGGAUCCGAUUAUACCGAUUUCUUGUCGGUCGCGAUUCACGAAGGCGGCCACACGUUAGGAUUAGAGCAUUCGAGAGACGAGAACGCGGUUAUGGCGCCAUUCUAUCAGCCAACCGUUGACAAUAGUGGAAGAUACAAUUAUCCAAAUCUCAAAUCGGACGAUAUCUCCGCAAUUCAGGCAAUCUAUGGUCCAAAUCGAGGUGGAUCCAGCUCAGGAGGUGGAUCAUUUUUCACGACUCCAAGAACACCAACGACUACCACCAAGAGCUGGUUCAACAGAUUCUUUGGACACGACGACGAUGACGAGGUUAUGACGACAACAAGAAGGCCGGUGACGAGAACCACUCAGCGAAUGACCACCUAUUGGCCUUCCACCGAAGCGCCGAGAGGAGGAUCAGGAUUCGGAGGGGGCGGAUCAGGAUCGGGAUCAAAUUGCCCUUACUCGAUCGAUGCAUACACGCCAAGCGACUCGUUCUCAUACGCGUUCUCCGGCUCAAGUGUGUAUGUGAUCAGCGGUGUUCGUGUGACGAAGGUGCAACGAAUCAGCGAACUGUUCCCAUCAGCACCAGUUCCCGUUCAAGGCGCUGUGUUCAACACGAACGCCGGUUCGCUGCUUCUUUUUGGAAAUAAUAAGGUUUACAGCUACUAUUAUUCGUGCAUUCGCGGAAUCUACCAACUCGAUAGCGGUUAUCCGAAAUCGCUGCCGUCCGAUCUUGGAUUCCGCGUCAGUGGCGCUCUUCGAUGGAUCAACGGGCAUCAAAUUCUCAUGGGGGACAAUGAGCAGUUCGCCGUAUACGAUGAGUUCUGGAAUCAGGCGACGUUGAAGAAUCGCGUUGCCUCGUACUUCCCGAAUCUGCCACGUGGCGUGAAAGGCAUCGAAUCACCUAGCGGAAUGACGGUGACAGCGUUCACGUCAUCACAAGUGUUCGAAUACAAUUCUAGGCAGAAAACCAUCGGACGGCAAUCAUCAUUGGCGAAUUAUCUCGUUUGCUGA
Caenorhabditis bovis is the source of this 1746-nucleotide messenger RNA. NCBI's taxonomy places the organism in Eukaryota, Metazoa, Nematoda, Chromadorea, Rhabditida, Rhabditidae. The record is from the annotation of a GenBank genome assembly.